Scheffersomyces amazonensis is the source of this 2864-nucleotide messenger RNA. RefSeq lists its product as uncharacterized. The coding region runs from base 58 to 2637 and encodes 859 amino acids. The record is from RefSeq and is a predicted model, not a curated record. Gene Ontology annotation, cellular component: spindle pole; microtubule plus-end; spindle pole body. The transcript has a single exon. Gene Ontology annotation, biological process: mitotic spindle organization; establishment or maintenance of microtubule cytoskeleton polarity; microtubule polymerization. Lineage: Eukaryota; Fungi; Ascomycota; Pichiomycetes; Serinales; Debaryomycetaceae. Gene Ontology annotation, molecular function: microtubule plus end polymerase activity; microtubule plus-end binding.
AACAAAAAUACUAUCCACAAUAAACAUACUAAGAAUUAAAGAUUAAAUAGGUUACUAAUGUCAGAAGAACCUGAUUACUCAUCCUUACCAUUAGACCAACGGUUGGUUCAUAAAGUAUGGAAAGUAAGAUUAGAAGCAUAUGAUGAACUAAGUAAAUUAUUUGAAAAUUCUCGUAAUGAAAAUGAUGAAAUUUUUCAAGAAUUUAAUAAUAGACCAGAACUUUUAAAACAAUUUAUAACUGAUAGUAAUGUUGUAGCUCAAGAAAAUGCUAUUAAUUCACUUGUUAAUUAUUUAAAAUAUGGUGGAACCAUUAAUAAUGUGGCAAGAUUAAAAUCAAUUGGUAUUAUAACUUCAAUUAUUGAAAAGGGUUUAAGUUCAAAUCGUAAAAAUACUAAAGAAUAUUCAAUUGAAUCAUUAUUAUUAAUGAUUGAAAUUUCAAAAGAUCCAAAUAGUUUAAUUGAAGAUUUUAUUCCAACUUUUUCAAAUAGAUUACCAAAAUUAGUUUCUGGUUCAGUUCAAGGUUUAAAUACAAUAAUUAGUAAUUUUGGUUGUCAAAUUAUUCUGCCUAGAUUAAUUAUUCCUGCUUUACCUAAAUUAUUUGCUCAUGCUGAUAGAAAUGUAAGAUCAGAAACUACUCAAUUAACAGUAGAAUUAUAUAAAUGGAUGGGAGAUAAUUUAUCAACAAUAUUAUUCCCCGAUUUAAAACCUAUACAACAAAAGGAUCUUACAAAAGCAUUUGAAGCUGUAACUGGAACUGUACCAGAACAAAAAAGAUUGACUAGAGAACAAGAAUUAGAAAGAAGAAGAUUAGAAGAAGCAGCAGCUGCUGCAGCAGCUGCUCAAUCAGCUAAUGGUGCUACUGAUAUUAUUAUGACAGAUGCUGAUCUUCCAACUAUAUCUAAUCAUUCUACAUCUUCCUUUGAUCCUUUUGAUUUAGUCGAACCUGUUGAAAUAUUAUCCAAAUUACCUAAUGAUUUUGAAUCCCGAUUAUCAUCUUCUAAAUGGAAAGAUAGAGUUGAAGUACUUGAAGAAGUUCAUAUAAUUUUAGAUAAAGCAGUCAAAUUAGUUACUAAUGAUGAUUAUUCUCAAAUUAUCCGAUUAUUUGCCAAAUGUAUGAAAGAUGCUAAUAUUCAAGUUGUACAAUUAGCAGCUAAUUGUAUAGAAUAUAUAAGUAAUGGUCUUAAAAAGAAUUUCCACAGAUAUCAACAUUUAGUAUUACCUCCAAUAAUUGAUAGAUUAAAAGAAAAGAAAGCAUCAGUUGCAACUGCCUUAGCAAAUGCUUUGGAUUCUAUCUUUAGAUCAUCUAGUUUAAGUGAUAUUUUAGAUGAUACACUUAAUGGUUUAAAACUGAAGAUUCCUCAAAAUAAAAUUUCUUCAGCUAAUUAUUUACAAAGAUGUUUAGCUGCUACUACUGUACCUCCAACAAGUAAUGAAAUAGAUUCAAUUAUGCAAGUUGGUGUAAAAUUAUUAAGUGAAUCUCAAGAACCUAUAAGACAAGCAUCAACCGAAAUGAUAGGUACUUUAAUGAAAAUAACUGGUCAAAGAGAACUUGCAGGAUUCCUUGAGAAAGUUGAUGAUAAUAGAAAAUCAAAAAUAACUGCCUUUUAUGAAUCUGUUCAAGUUAAUGCCACAUCAAAAAGUUCAACAUCUUCUAAUUCCAAUUCAACUAUUUCAAAAAGAUCUCAAAUACCGCCUCUUAAUUCUGGUACAAUUAAAAGAACAAGACCACCAGUAUCUGCUCCAACAUCUAUACCUGCCAAAAGAGGGGCAAGUUCACCUGUUAAAAGAGUUGAUGAUACACCUAAAUCAUCUACUAUUGGAAGAGGAUUAACUGGAAGAUCAUUAGCAUCUUCAUCUAUAAGUAAUUUACCACACCCUCAAUCUCAUGUAAAUCCUCCUUUACCUAAACAAACCUUUGAAACUUUUAGUAAUCAAGAUAAAGAAGAAUUAAUAAAUCUUCGAAAGGAGAAGGAAGAAUCCAUUAUUCAAAGAGAAAGAGAUGCCAAAAGAAUUAAACAAGGAGAAGAAGAUAAUUAUGUAUUAAAACAAGAAAUAUUAAAUCUUCAAUCAAAAUUAGAUAGUUUACAAAAGGAUUUAGCUAAUAAUAAUCGAAUGUUAAAGCAGAAGGAUCAACAAAUUACUCGAUUGAAUCAUGAUCUUGAAGAUGCAAAAUUAAAGAUACGAGAUCUGGAACAAAAAAUUGAAAUAAUAAAACUUCAACAAACAAAUAAGCAAUCAACAUUUUCAGGAGGAUUAUAUUCAGGAACUAGUCAAAUGACAUUUUCAUCACCAUCAACCACUUCAAGACCAAUAUCGUAUAUUUCACCUGAAAAAACAAGAAUAACAUCAGGAGAAUUAAGUUCAGAAGUUAAAAGAUUAUCACUUGAUGGAGGAGAAACUUCUAAUACAAAUAUAAAUACCAGUAGAGAAAAUUCCUAUCUUACUAGAUCAAAUAAUUUUAAUAGAAUUUCAUCUUCUCAACCUUUUGGUUAUACAAGUUCAAUAGAUUCUCCUAUGGAAAUUGAAGCUGAUUGGAAGCGAGCAGCAGAAGUAACAUCUCAAUUAAAGGCUAGAAUUGAAAAAAUGAAAGCAAGAAAUCGUAAUAAUAAUAAUACCCCUACUAAUGAAAUUACUUAGAUAUCUCUUUCUUACUUCAGUUCCUGUACUAUACCAUAUAUAAUUAUAUAUUUAACAUUUACUUCUUCACUGAUUUAAUUAUUUACACCCAUUUUUUUUUACACCCAAUGCAAAAGCCCGGUGCGCGAUCGCCGUUUACGGAUGAAAGAAAAAAAAAAAAAGCUAUGGUGAAAAAUCAUUAGGCUGAAAAACUUGACUAGUAAGAGUCAUUGAGCAGCUAAUAGCAA